This is a messenger RNA of Drosophila erecta, 1589 nucleotides long. It is a transcript of the gene sro, whose product is annotated as D-beta-hydroxybutyrate dehydrogenase, mitochondrial. The transcript is spliced from 2 exons. NCBI's taxonomy places the organism in Eukaryota, Metazoa, Arthropoda, Insecta, Diptera, Drosophilidae. Gene Ontology annotation, molecular function: oxidoreductase activity. Bases 475 to 1482 code for a protein of 335 amino acids. The record is from RefSeq and is a predicted model, not a curated record.
AACACCGAAAAACCUAAAGUCGAGUUGUGGAGUUAUUUCCAGCGAUUCACAUGACUUGCAAAUGGUCUGGCUCGUCGUCAGGUAAACACAUCAGGUAGAUUAGGGUGGACCAACGAAGGUUGCAUCUCUUCAACGGCCCUUUCCAUUUCUACAGACUAGCUGAUUUCACAAGGCUCUACGGAAUUGAACCUCCUCGAGAAAGUGGGUAUAACUUGAAACUGUGACUCUUUUAGUUAUUGAAACCACAUAUUGCUCUUAAUCAGCAGCUAAACACCAAGUUCCUUGCAUAAAGACCAGCCUGAAGGGCAGGUAAACGCAGCCGUGUUCCUCCAAACGACUGAUAAUGGCACAUACGUACACACACACACCGCAUAUAUUCAUUUUCGGUUUGCCUUAUUUUGCAUUUUUCGGAUCUGCCGCUUUCGGUGCAGCCGCGAAUCGGAUCUUUGUUUCAGUUACUCGAGAAGCGGCGAUAUGAGCGGCAGUCAACUUCUUCGCGCCCUGCGACGAUCACUGGGAUUGGGCAGGCACCAGCUGAAGGUCGAUAGCCGGCAUGUGGUGCUCAUCACGGGUUGCGAUUCGGGAUUGGGCCACUCCAUGGCCGUUUACUGCCACGAGUCGCUGCACAUGACCGUGGUUUCGUGCUGCCACAACAUCAAGUCGGAUGGAGCUAGGCUGCUGCAGGACCUAAGCUCGUCCGGUGUUGGACUCACCAGGAUGCACACCUUGGAACUAGAUCUGUUGGAACCCGAUUCCAUUCGCCUGGUGCAUCAGCAGCUGAGGGAUAUACUGGCCAAAGACCCCAGCUAUCGGCUAACUGCGCUGAUAAAUAAUGCAGGAGUAAUGUGCUUCGGGGAAUUCGAGUGGCAGCUACCGGAACAGAUCGAGGCACAGAUUAACUGCAACCUGCUGGGCACCAUGAGGUUAACCCGCGAGCUGUUGCCCCUGCUCAGGCAGCAGCAGGGCAGGAUCAUCAACGUGACCAGCCACUGUGGAUUGCAGGCUCUGCCCGCUCUUGGUCCCUAUGCCGCCUCCAAGGCAGCCCUUCGCUUCUGGACGGAUGCGCUCCGCGUGGAACUGCAGCAGUAUGGCAUGGAGGUGGUCAACUUCAUACCAGGUUCCUUUGUCCUGGACAGCAACAUUGCGGCCAGACAGCAGCAGCAUGCUCAGAAGAUGCGCGAAGCCUUCAGCCCGGAGCAACACGCUCUGUACGACACGUACUUCGAGGCCUUCAAUGGUUAUCUGAAAGUUCUGAGCGGCUUUAAGCCGCCCAAUCGGCUGAGGAACGAGUCGCUGCUGGCCAAAUUUAAGGAUGCAUUGACCAGCUCACAACCCUUGGCCUUGUACAUCGAGGAACCCCGUAGAUAUCGCCUGUAUCGCUGGCUCUUUUCGCUGUGCCCCACGCCGCUGGUGGAUUGGCUUACGGUGCGCUUCUGCGCCAUGCCCACCUUCGAGUCAACAAACAGGCGGGAGAAGAUUUAGAUUAAUCCGUAGUCUAUACAUUUUACAUAUACAUUGUAGCACGUUGGAAUACUUGGCUAAGGGCUGUGGCAAAUAAAUCGAGCUGAAUCCAGGGAAUGGAAAACGCC